AUGGCGUCCGUAUCGUCUGUAUCUGUAUCAGGGCAGGGGCAACAUUCUUUCCGGUUCUACUGGGCGCUGUGUAAUUCGACGUUGGAUCGCCUCAAUCGCCUCGGUGAAUAUUGCAAGCUGGCAAGCGACAAGAUAAAAGCUGUUGUCUAUAAGCAAGUACAAGAUCAAGAUGAGGAAAAGAAAAUAGAAGAUAAAGUUUCAGAACUGGCUGAAACUAUCAAGAUAUAUGCAGUUAAAGAACCUGAUAAAUAUUCUUCAAUAAACGAUAUGCUUAAAACAGAUUUAUUUAAUGAUACAAUGCCAGAAAAAGAUGAGAAUAUUUGGAACAAAGAUAUAGAUACAGCCAAUUUAUUUUCAAAUGCAGAUAACCUGGCUGAUCAAAAGAAUGAAGAAGAUAUGUUAAGUAUUGUGGAAAGUAUUGUGACAGCAAAACUGGAAGCUGAAUUUUGUAUAAAUAAGGAGUAUAAAGAUCAAUCAAAUACAUCAGAGAACAAUACCAAAGAUAUCGUACAGGACACAAUAUGUACAAAUCUUUCCGAGUCACAAAAAAUUAAUGAAGACACAAAAGAGCCAAAAUUAAUAAAACAUUUUGAUGGUAAUAAUAACGAUUCCAAAUCAGUAACACUUUGUAUGUCAAAAGUAAACAAUGAACAAAAUUCAACUUGCAAAAUAGCUGAUGUAGAAAGCAGUAAAGCUUCAACAGAAGCAAAUGAUAAAGAUGGAUAUGUAAAAAAUAAUAUUACAAAAACAAGUGUUAAGACUGGAAGUAAUACAAAUUUAAUUAAAGACAAUGAAAAACCUUCCGCAUACAAUCCUAGUAGUAGCGAUUCUAAGAAAACAAUUUCUAAUUCAUCAAAGUUACUGAGUACUACUGAUAAAAAUGGAAGGGAUCACUUUAAUAAUAAGCAUAAAGCAAAAAAUACUACAUGCAUAAGGAAACAAGAAUUUGUAAAACAACGCAAUGUUUCAAGAAAUGGAACAGAAAAGGAGAUAAAAAAGUCAAACUCAGUGAAAACAGAUUUUGAGACAACUGAUAUAGUAUGUCAAAGUAAAAAUUUAAACAAAGAUAAAACUUUACCAAAACACACAAAACAAUUUCCAUCAAAAUUAAAAGGUCAAGAGUCUUUUAAAAAGAAUGCAUCUACGUCUAACUUUUCUGAUGAUAAAAAUAAAAUUGAGAAAUCAAUACAUGUAUCAGGAAAUCUCAAUUCACCAUUAAAUGAAUCUGAAAGAAAGAAUGAAAAAGUUGUUAAUGAACAAAAUUUUCAAAGCGAUCAAAAAGCAAAUCGCAAUGAUUUUAGAAAAAAUACUGCAUUUGUUACGCAAUAUAAAAAUUCAACAUUCUCCAAGCCAAUGCAAAAUGUUCCGAGAACAGGACAAGCUCCAAUGUAUGGAAGAAAUUCAUCAUAUGCAUAUAAUAAUCCAAAAUUUAAUAGGAAUCGUAAUGACAGUGCCGAACAUAAAGUUAUGAAGAAAGAGCUUACAUCUACCAAUGCAUUUACAAAAUCAAAUACAGGAACUGAAAAAUUUGACACAAGCAAUUUGGAAAGUUGCACAACGCAAAAAGAAGAAAUAAUUCAACCGCCAAAUGUAAAAUCGACAAAUGUACAUGAAGUAGAUACAUUAUUGUCUAACGAUAAAAAUGAUACAAAAUCUAUAAAAGUAGAGACACAUUUAAUACAAAGUAAAGAAAAUAUGAAUAUAAGAAAUAAGGACCAAGAAUCUACAAUAUCAGAACAGUAUUGUGAAAAAAUGAAUAUCUCUAAAGUUGAUGUUGGCCAGCAACACAGAGAAACGAAUAAAGAAGAUAUCAAACCACUUAAGCAUUCGUCUAAUCUACCUUCUGAUAAAUGUGCUACAGACUCACAAACCAAUGCGAUACAUCAGUAUUCAUUAAAGCAAGAAAAUAUGCAACGCGUGAAUGAUGUAAAUCAAUUAGAAAACAGUCAAAUUACUUGGAAUCAAUCCCCUGACAACGCUAUGCAGAAAGGCGCAGCAAUUAUGAGUUUACAACAAUCUAUUCAAAAUAUGCAUUUUAAUACACAACAAACUUUUACUCAAACAGGAAAUUUAAGAGGACAGUCGUCAUGGGAAUCAAAUAAUAGCAAAUUUUAUGAUCAACAUUUCUCAGUUAAUGAUGCGAUGAGGUUGUCGCACAUUCCAAAUACUUUCAACGCAUCACCCUAUAGCAAAACACAAAUAUCAAAUGAUGAUAGGGUCACCGGUACAUCUACGCUCGAAACCACAAUGAAUAGAGAAAAUUCAAAUGUACUGUAUAGAUAUGGACCGAACAUACAGCAGAGACCUGUUAUGACUUCUGAUUUUCCUGGCCAUUCUGUGUCGUCAUGUCAGACUAACCAGUCUAGAUGGAAUUCCUCGAUACAAGACAGUUAUCACAUUGAACAUCCAUACGUUGCGACGCAACCAAUGAUGCACAUUUACAAUUCUGCAACUUUUGGUCCUGAUGAUUUUAAUAAUACAAUGGACUAUGUAUCGCAUCCAGUAAUAUAUGCACCAUCCCCAUAUAUGCAAACAUGGAAUUCACAAUUACAAUAUUCAGUGCCCGUUGUGUAUAAUUCUCCGUGUACGAAUUAUACGUUCCCUCAUCAUAAUCAGUCAAAUAAUUUUAACAGCUCUGUGAUUGAUCAGCAACAUAAACAUAAUCCUUAUAUGCAAAUGAAUAGUUAUGCUAGAGAUACAUAUCAUGAUACAAACACGUGCGCUGUACAAGCAAGAAACUCUGUCGAUAAUGUUCCGAUGAAAUCCAAUUAUUAUUACAAGAAACAUCAAGAUAAUUGUCGAACAGUUUGUGAUGUUCCUCAAUAUGUAGCAUCAGUUUCGUAUUCGAAAUCACAACAAGGUAUGAAUUAUAUGCCUGCCACAAAUCAGGGCAACACAUCAUAUUGUCCAAAUCAGAAAUAUUAUAAGCAAAAUAUGACAAAUUAUAUGAAAAAUCCGAAAGGUCAGGUACAAGAUUUUAUUUGUGAUGAUAAUGCAUCAGAAGACACUCCUCCAAUAAUAUCUCCGAAAGAAUUUGUGACGAGCAAUGUAAAUCUUUCAAAUCAAAGUGAUCAAUUUGCGACACGAGUAUUUAAACCAGAGUUCAAGAUGAGAUCAAACUCAGGAUAUCGCCCGCCACCCUCUUUACCAAGGUAUAAUGGCGGUUUUCGCAGAAAUACAACUUUUCAAGAUUUUCCGAAUGAAUAUACAUAUCCUGUUAGUAUUGGCCGUGGUACAUAUAAAACUAAAAAAACAUAAAAAUAAAUCUAGACCAAGAGUUUGAGCUAUAGUAUAAA
This is a messenger RNA of Trachymyrmex septentrionalis, 3296 nucleotides long. RefSeq lists its product as uncharacterized. The transcript has 4 exons. The coding region runs from base 1 to 3258 and encodes 1085 amino acids. The record is from RefSeq and is a predicted model, not a curated record. NCBI's taxonomy places the organism in Eukaryota, Metazoa, Arthropoda, Insecta, Hymenoptera, Formicidae.